Molecule: messenger RNA, 939 nt
Organism: Penaeus monodon (black tiger shrimp)
Lineage: Eukaryota; Metazoa; Arthropoda; Malacostraca; Decapoda; Penaeidae
Exons: 4
Coding region: 127-510 (127 amino acids)
Source: RefSeq, a predicted model, not a curated record
CCGCAGAAAACCCAUUCGAAACUUCUGAUUGUUCCAAGUGUAAACAGAAGAGACUCCGUAGACUGCUUUGCAAUUUAUCUAUCGCCUUGGUACUCUUUAUAGUGACGUGCAAAAACAGCAAGGGACAUGAGCGGAAGACAGCUGUAUGCAGUUUUGGCUGCAGUCCUUAUCACAUGUGGGCCAGAUAAUGCCAACGCUCAGGUCUCAGGCACCGAUGGUAUGAAUACAACAGCCACAAAUAUCAUAAAUGCCAACACUUCCUCCAGUAAUACAGGAACUGAGAAAGGUGAUUCUCGGAUAUUGGAGGUGGUUAUGUACAUACUGCUUGUUGUCAUGUGGCUCACUUUACCUUUCAUGUCCUGGGGCUUUGUCAUUCCUGCUACCAUUAUCUUUCGCAGUAUCUUUGUGGAUUUGCUUGGGGUGAAUAUGUUUGUAGAAGUUUUCGGUGGAACUGGAGGUAGUGGUCCCCUAAUGCUUGUUGAAGAUGCCUUCCGGGGGGUCUUCUUAUAACUUCCAAUGCAUAUACAUUGCUCGUCAUUCAUGCCCAUCAGUCCUAGACGUCACUAUCUCUGUAGAAAGUCUCUACUAAUACCAUUGGAAUAGUAGUACCAAUCUGUUUUCUGUAAUGUGAUUUGGAUUCAGGUGCUAAAUUUUCAGCAAAGAGCGAGAGGAAAUAUGAAAGUGGAACAUAGUCAUUAAUCAAACAAGGUACUCAAAUGAUUCAAAUGUAAGAUAUGACUGGUAAUGGUUUUUGGUAAAACUACAUUUAAGUUUAUUAAAAGACCAUAGAAGUUGACUAGUGACAGUUUCAAUACAUGACUGGAAUUAUACAAACAUUAACUUAGCAAAUGUAAAUACAAUAUGUUUAACAUUAGAACCCAGCACAGAAAAUAGCUAAACUGAAAUAUUCCUCAAAUAAACUGACCAUAUAAAUGCAAA